This is a messenger RNA of Cercopithifilaria johnstoni, 3039 nucleotides long. NCBI's taxonomy places the organism in Eukaryota, Metazoa, Nematoda, Chromadorea, Rhabditida, Onchocercidae. The record is from the annotation of a GenBank genome assembly.
AUGGAGAAUUCUAAAAGGGACGGUAGUAUCGUGGAUGAUUUGGUGCUUCUUUCUUCAGUCACACAUGAUGACAUUGUUAAUACUUUGCGUGAUAGAUACAGUAAAGGUCAAAUUUACACUUAUAUUGGUGAAGUAUUGUUAGCUGUAAAUCCAUAUCGAUGCCUACCCAUCUAUGGAAUUGAUAUGAUACGUAAAUAUAAGGGACAUGAAAUCUACGAACGUGCACCACAUGUAUUUGCUAUUGCUGAUGUGACCUACCGAUCGAUAAAAUGGCACGAGCAUGACGUCUGUAUUGUCAUUUCAGGUGAAUCCGGAGCCGGUAAAACAGAAACAAGCAAAAUAAUCAUGCGUUAUUUAGCCGCAAUUACCAAUGUAGAAAAGCAGCAUGAAAUUGAAAAAGUCAAAAAUAUCUUUCUCCGGUCAACAGCUCUUCUCGAAUCGUUAGGAUGUGCGAUGACCAAUAGAAAUGAUAAUUCAAGCCGUUUCGGGAAAUACAUGCAUAUAAACUUCAAUUCUCAAGGCGAUCCAUUUGGUGGUCAUAUCAGUAGCUACUUACUAGAAAAGUCACGUGUCGUUCGCCAACAACAUGGUGAACGUAAUUUCCACAUUUUUUAUCAACUUUUGGUCGGAUUAGACAAUGAUCAUUUGCAUACAUUACAUUUGCAACGUGACCCGCAGAAGUACUUUUAUCUAAAUCAAGGCCAAACGAUUGUGACAAAUACAAUGGAUGAUAUGAGUUCUUUUAAUGAAGCAUUGCAAGCAAUGAGAGCAAUUGAAACAUUUGCGCCAAAUUCUGAACAACAGAUAUGGAACAUCCUGGCAAGUAUUUUAUUGUUGGGUAAUCUUAAUUUUAUCGAAAGUGAAACAAAUUUCGACGAAAGUUUCGUUAAAGAUCGUCAUGAACUCCAAAUUUGUGCCGACACAUUGCAAGUGGCAAGUGAAGAGUUAGAGAGAGCAUUAUGCAUGCAGGUAGUUGCAGCUAAAGGAGAUGUUGUCUCUAAACGCCAUAAUGUUAAUGCAGCUGAAUACACAAGGGAUGCUCUUGCUAAAGUAAUUUAUGAGAGAUUAUUCACGUGGGUUAUCGGAAAGGUUAAUCAAGCGAUCAACGUUGAAAGAACUGAUUAUACAAGGAAAAAUGCUGUUAUUGGAGUGCUUGAUAUUUAUGGAUUUGAAAUAUUUGCUAUAAAUAGUUUUGAACAAUUUUGUAUCAAUUACUGCAACGAAAAAUUACAACAACUUUUCAUUGAAUUGGUGCUAAAUCAAGAACAAGAAGAGUAUAAACGUGAAGGAAUUGAAUGGCAACAAAUUCAAUUUUUUAACAACAAAGAAAUUUGUGAUUUGGUUGAAAUACCUUGUACAGGAAUUUUAGCACUGCUUGAUGAGGCAUGUUAUACGGUUGGCCCAAUCAGUGAUAAGAUUUUUUUGGCUGAAAUGGACAAAAUAUUAAAUGAAAAUAAGUAUUAUACAAGCCGUCGAUUAAAUCCAACUGAUAAAACGCUGGCCUUUGAGAGAGACUUUAGAAUUACUCACUAUGCUGGUGAUGUAACAUAUAGUACUGUUGGUUUUAUUGAUAAAAAUCGUGAUACACUUUAUCAGGAUCUCAAAAGGCUUUUAUAUAAUAGCAAUAAUCCAGUAUUACGGGAAAUAUUUCCUGAUGGAGCAAAAUCCGUAUUAGAAGUUAAUAAAAAACCAUUAACUGCUGGUGCAAUGUUCAAGAAUUCAAUGUCAGAUUUAGUGCAGCAACUUCUAGCGAAGGAACCUCACUAUGUUCGUUGUAUCAAACCAAAUGAGAUUAAAUCGAGUACUUCAUUUGAUGCAAUAAGCGUUGGACAUCAGGUUCGAUACUUGGGAUUAUUGGAAAAUGUACGUGUACGACGAGCAGGUUUUGCAUACAGAAUCACAUAUGAAAGAUUUCUACAAAGAUAUAAAAUGCUUUCAACAAGAACUUGGCCAAAUACAUCUAAAGACUUAGUAAGGGAAAAUACGAAUUUAUUAUUGGAGAAGUUUGAUUUACAUAAAGACUGCGUCAAUGGUAAAACAAAAUUAUUUAUCCGUAGCCCACGAACGGUGUUUAAAUUGGAAGAUUUACGUCAACAGAAGCUAUCCGAUAUUGUCAUAAUAUUGCAGAAGUAUUGGAGAGGAACGCUUGGUAGACAUCGCUUUAAGCGCAUAAAACAAAUAUACGCCAUCAUGCAUUGCUAUCGAAAAUACAAGCUACGAAAUUAUCUGAUGACACUGGUUGAAAGUUUUCGUGAUGUGGAAAAAAGGCGUGAUUUGGGAAGAAGCAUACAGUGGCCGAUUACGCCGAAUGGUUUUGAAAGUUUUGGUGAUAAACUGCAGAAAAUGCAUGCUAUUUGGCGUGCAAACAAAAUUGUCGAUCGAAUGCCAUUGACGUUGAAGAAAUCAUUGAAGGAAAAAGUGGCCGCUUUUCAUGCUAUUGAGAACAAACGCUUGGAAUGGGGUUAUUUACGACCAUGGAAAGGAGAUUAUUUAAAUAUGGAUGAUGAGAUUAAAUCACCCAGUCAAAGGCAUGAUUAUCUUCUAGAGUUGGAGAAUAUACGACGAAAUAGCAACUUCUCGAAAGUUCUAUUCUCUUCCUACAUUCAAAAAUUCAACCGAUACAAUAAGUCGGCAUUUCGUGUCCUUCUAAUAACAGAUGAAUUCAUUGCUAAAUUGGAUGCAAAAAAAUUCAAAAUAAUGAAACAACAAUCAUUUCAAAAUCUUGCUGGCCUUAGUGUAUCAAAAGAAAGUGACAAUACGAUAGUCUUUCAUCUUGGUAGCAACGAUUUUAUUGGUUGUUUAUACAAUCAUAAAAAUGAGGAUCGUGUUGGUGAAGUGAUUGGAAUUUUAUGUGCUCAUUUUGAAAGGAAAUUUAAUAAGAAAUUGAAAGUAAAAGUUGGAGAAUUGCAAUGUACGCUUGGUUCUAAAGGACGUUCAGUUCGUAUUCGUCUUAGUGAUAAGGUUAUUGAUGGACAUUCGACAUUUCGAAAGCAUGGCAGUACUCAAAUCGAAUUGACCUGUCCUGUAGUUUCCGCUUGA